Messenger RNA from Diabrotica balteata, 1388 nucleotides. The record is from the annotation of a GenBank genome assembly. NCBI's taxonomy places the organism in Eukaryota, Metazoa, Arthropoda, Insecta, Coleoptera, Chrysomelidae.
UUAAUACAUAUCAUAAUAAACGAAACGUGUUAAAAGGUUCUAACUAUUAGAGAACCUUAAACAAACAAUUUCGUUUAAUAGUUGCAUUUGAAAUUAUACGUACGUAUAGUUUAGUUUUAUACAAUACAAUAAACCAUCUGCUGCAAUGUCACAAACGGAUUUUGUUAUCAAGAAUCUUCCAGGUCUCAUAAACCCAAAGUUAGGUCACGGAAAGGUUCUUAAAGAUUUUAGAAUCUCGAGACUUACAGCUGCUGGAGCAAACUAUGGAAGUGUAAUGUUAAAGUUAGAACUUACAGUUGCAGAUAAAAAUGACGAGGAAGAAACUGUACACGCAGUGGCUAAAAUGUUACCAGAUUCAGAAAUAUUCAGGGAGAUUUUUCAUGUACAAACAACUUUUACUAACGAAAUGGCUUUUUAUGAUGUGAUUGUGCCUACCUUGCAGGAAUUUCAGAGAGGUUUAGGUAUAAAAGAAGUUGUUGAAUGUUUUCCGAAGUGUUAUGCUACUAGAAAAAACUUACUUAACAAUAGUGACAAAAUUAACGAUGACGCUAUUAUAAUUUUGGAAAAUUUAGUGGGAUUUAGAAAUGUUGAACGAACAGUAGGUUUUGAUUUUGAGACCACAAAGUUGAUUCUAAAAGAUGUAGCCCUCCUUCAUGGAAUCCCAAUGGCUUUGAAAUUAAAAAAAGGUGAUUUGUUCGAAAAAAACAUUAAACCAUACUGCAGUUCAUUUAAACCACCAGAAUCGUCUUGGGCUGUUGAUAUUCUAAAGCUAAUAAUUAAUGAAAAUGCAGAAAUUGCACAUUUGUCGUCAAAAGUUGUUGAAUGGGGUAAACCACCUAGUUCAAGAGUAAAUGAACCAUUCGCUACUUUGAUCCACUCAGAUCUGUGGAGCAAUAAUAUUAUGCAUAAAUUUGUAGAAGGGAAAGCUGUUCAGAAUAAAUUUGUGGAUUUCCAGGCUUGUGAAUAUGGUUCUCCAGCAAAGGAUAUAUUUUUCCUACUUUUUACAUCUGUUCAACUUACAGCAUUGAGACUAUCACUCGAUUAUUUCCUAAAAUACUAUUGGGAUCAUUUGGUGAAUGUUUUAAAAGCUCAUGGAUGUGAUGUUGACGUAUUUACUUAUGACAAGUUCUUAGAAGAAAUGGAAUAUGUAUCUACGUAUGAGUUUCCACAUGUUUUAUUUUUUUACAAUUUUGUAUGUAAUGCUCCGCAACAUUUUCAACAAGAUUUUGAGAAUAUUAGUCCAGAGACAGCAUGUAAAAGAAUACCAUUAAGAGUAAAGGAGACAACUUGGUAUAUUGUAAAAGAAUGUCACAAAAGAGGAUGGUUGAAGUAAUGUUUAUUUAUUGUAUGUAUUUUAUAGGUAAAUAAAAAAUACGGUCAAAUUUAAA